AUGGGAAUGCGGACAAAAUCAACAAGUUGGCAGAAGCAGCAGCAGCAGCAGCAGCAGCAGCAGCAGGGAUACGAUGCCUCAGCUGCUGCUCACUCUUCCUCCGCCUCUGCUGUCUCUCAUUCCUCUGGUGGUCCCCGUCGGAUCCAGCACAGUGCAACAGCAGGGGAGGCAGGAGGCAGGGAGAGGAGGCGAGGGAAGGUACUGGGAAGCGCAGGGGAGAAACGUGGUGGGGGGUUGUCUGGUGCUGGGGAGGAAGAGGAUGAGGGAAUCAGCAGCGAUCAUCUGACAAGAAUAGCCGCCCAGAUGAUGGGAUUUGAAGAUGGGGAGGACGGGCAGAUCGGGCAGAUCGGGCAGGUCAGGCAGGACGGGCAGGAAAUCUUUUUGCAGGAACCAAUGCAGGAGGAUCUGAUUGGUCCAUCCGCCCUGCUGCCGCCGAGCCACAUCUCCUCCCGACCCUCUUCCAUCCGCAAGGCACACUCAGCCUCGGCCAAGCCUGCGAAAUCCGGAGGCUCGGCAGCAGGCUCAGGAGCCGGCAUUGUCAGUGACAGUCAUUUUGUCGAGGACCUGCUUCAGCUAGGGUUGAAUGAUUCGCGGUUAAGGGACUGGGCUGCCAGGUUCAAAGCAGGUCAGACAGACAGACGAGAGCUGCAGACACUGCUACUGGAGCUUCAGGAAAAGCAGAGGUUGCAAGGGGCGGGAGAAGGAGCAGGUGGGAAGGGAGAGGAAUGGAUGGGAGGAUCUGCAGUGGGGGAAGAUGAGGCAGAGGGAGUGACGGAAUCUGCUGCAGCAGCAGGUGCUGGGUCAGGAUUAGGGUUAGGGUUUAUGGGGGGUUCUAGACCUAGAUCUUCCUCUCGCAGGCUUGCCAGCAGCAGUGGAGUCCGAAGCAGGCCAGCUUCGUCGUCGUACCACAACCGAACCCAGCGGGCAGGUCACGCCAGGUUCGGCAGCAGCAUAGGGUUCGGAACAGGCCUAGGCGGGUUAGUCUCUGGGGCAGGUUCGGGAACGGGAGGCUUGGGAGACGCCUUAGAGGGGUCUGGUUCGGAGGGUGGUUCGGACGCGGAGGACUUUUUGAUGUCGGUUCCCCCUUCGGCUCUAGAUGUUCUGCAGGGCAGCGGGCAGGCGAAAAAGAAACCUCCGACCGGAAAUUGGAAGAGCCCUCUUUCAGGAGCAACACCAGGAGAUUCCUCAACCUCGUCUAGCGUUCCCUCUGCACGAUCUGGACCGUUGAUCUCAUCAGGAUCGGUCCCAUCAAGACCCCGAGGGACAUCUGCCGCAUCGAUUCUAAGGCAUGGAAGUUGGGAGCAAAGGGAGUUUGCACAGCUGGCAGAGCAAUUCGGGCUGGAUGCAGACGAGGAGGGGCUAGGCGGGUUGGUGGAGGGAGGGAGACAGGGAGGCACAACUGGUGCGGGGGGUCCUGGGGUAGGGUUAUCUGAUGCAAGUGCAUCAGGGGCGGGUAUACCUGGUGCGGGUGGGAGGUUGAUUGGGAGGAGCAGCUCAGUUCCCGAGGCAAGCCCUUCUGGAGGCUCGUGGGGGAGUCCCGGGGGAGUGGUGGAAGUGGGAGGGGUGGGAGUAGGAGUGGGAGUGGUAGGUGUCGGUGGUGUGGGAGACACAGGGGAUGAAGAGCAGGAUAUAGCUGCCACAGCUGGUGGCAGUGCUGGUGGUGGUGCGGGUGAUGGUGGGGUUGGUGGUGGUCGUGGUGGUGGUGGUGGUGGUGGUGGGAGUGCUGGUGAUUUGUAUGGAGGACGGCACACAGUAAACGCCCCUCCCCCCUGCACCUCUCAUGCAGCAGAAGGAGAGAGAGAGGGAGAGAGAGACGGAGCAAGAGAGGGAGCAAGAGAGGGAGAAAGGGACAGAGAGGGAGAGCUAGGGGGAGCGGGCGAGGAGAUGUUGUGUCUGGAGCGGAAUCUGAGCCUUCCGUCACCAAAGCCGGUUGCACAGGUGGAGGAGGCAUCGUUCGAUCGCAACCUGUCGCUGCACAAUGUGAUCAAGAAGCGGAUCAGCAGCCACGCCGGGGAGGUGGGGCAGCAAUUCGCUCGGCUCUCCACUCUCCUCAAGAAGUCAUCAUCCACACCCAACGCACCUGGGAGUGCGGGAAGUGGAGCAACAGGAGGGAGCAAGAGGCCGGCGCAGGAAGGGAAGAAGCCACCCAAGCCAGCCAAGAGUGGAUCAGACAGGCCGUCCAGUGGCAACCCACUCGCCAGAACAUCGUCUAUUGCAGCAGAGUUUGGCGAUUUGCCAGCACCCAAGAGAACGCACUAUCAGUACUCGGAGCUGCAGCUGGCGACCGAGAAUUUUAACGAGGCCAACGUGUUGGGGCAGGGCGGAUUCGGGAAGGUGUAUUACGGCGUGCUGCCCGUGCACCCCGCUCAGGUGGUGGCAGUGAAGGUGCUGAAGCAAGGAGGAGGGGAGCAGGGAGACGAAGAGUUUGUGACUGAACUGGAGCUGCUGAGUCGACUGGAGCACAAACACCUGGUGAGUGGGAGAGGCUGGUGCUGGAAGGAUUGGUGCAUGCGGAAUAGAUAG
Closterium sp. NIES-65 is the source of this 2523-nucleotide messenger RNA. The record is from the annotation of a GenBank genome assembly. Lineage: Eukaryota; Viridiplantae; Streptophyta; Zygnematophyceae; Desmidiales; Closteriaceae.